Molecule: messenger RNA, 1139 nt
Organism: Zingiber officinale
Lineage: Eukaryota; Viridiplantae; Streptophyta; Magnoliopsida; Zingiberales; Zingiberaceae
Product: PHD finger protein ALFIN-LIKE 1-like
Exons: 5
Coding region: 196-912 (238 amino acids)
Biological process (GO): regulation of DNA-templated transcription
Cellular component (GO): nucleus
Molecular function (GO): transcription cis-regulatory region binding; transcription coregulator activity; histone binding
Source: RefSeq, a predicted model, not a curated record
CCAAAGAGAAGAGCAUUCCUUCCCUUUACAUCGUCGGCUUCCUCUAAAUCGAUUUAACCCGUCGCCUCUUUGGAAUCGAUCGCUGAAAACGGUAACAGCCUCGCUUCAUGCCUUCCAUUUCUCGCCGCUCCGCCUCAGAUUCGUAGAGCCGGAGCUGAGAUCUCGAUAUUCCUCACUUCCUCCGUCGCUGCCGUCAUGGAUCCCGGCUCCGCUCCCCGCACCGUCGAGGACAUCUUCAAGGACUAUAGCGGCCGCCGAGCCGGCAUCGUCCGCGCCCUCACCCUUGAUGUCGACGAGUUCUACUCUCAAUGCGAUCCCGAUAAGGAGAAUCUGUGUCUGUACGGGCAUUCCAACGACACGUGGGAGGUCAACCUCCCGGCGGAGGAGGUGCCGCCGGAGCUUCCGGAGCCGGCUCUUGGAAUCAACUUCGCAAGGGACGGAAUGGACCGGAGGGACUGGCUCUCGCUUAUCGCUGUGCACAGCGAUUCCUGGCUCUUGUCUGUUGCUUUCUAUCUUGGGGCGCGCCUCAACAGGAACGAUAGGAAACGCUUGUUCAGCAUGAUCAAUGAACAUCCAACUGUCUUCGAAGUGGUGUCUGACAGGAGGCAAUCAAGAGAAAAGUCUGGUAUUGACAGUGGAAAUAAAUCCAAACUCUCAAAGAGAUCAAGUGAUGGACAAAUAAAAAGCAACUCGAGGAUGGCUGAUGAAGGGUAUGAUGAAGAUGAAGACGAACACAGCGAAACCCUUUGUGGUGCUUGCGGCGGAAGUUACAGUGCAGAUGAGUUUUGGAUUGCGUGUGAUGUAUGUGAAAGGUGGUUCCAUGGGAAGUGCGUUAAGAUAACUCCUGCCAAAGCCGAGAGCAUAAAACAGUAUAAAUGCCCCCGUUGCAGCUCAAAGAAAGCUAGGCAGUGACAAUUCGAACAAUGAUAGACCUCAAACAAGUCUUCAAAACAUCGAUCCUUGUCCAUUAUAGUUAGUCUUAUCCAAAUACUGAACGUCACAAUGUUCCCCAAGUUACAUCCUCCUCAUCUGUAACUUAUAUUAGCUUUUGACAACAUUCACAAAUUUGGACAUUUUUAUUUCUUGUACUGAUUUCUCAUGUCGUACUAGUUGAAAUGCUGUUGUGUUUCUGAUAUCAA